AACGGGACAAUUGCUGCACUUCCGCCUUAAACACCGGAGCGGAGUUCUGACAGCUGACUUGCCGCUUGUUUACAUUUCAAAAUAAAUUAUUAUUAGAGUGUAUGAGCAAUAUUAAUUGCUAUCUGAAGUGUUCAGCUGAAGCUGCAGUAGCAGCCAGAGCCUUGCAUACGAGUGUUGUUGAUUAUGGUGUAAGACGGAGCGCUUUCUCUGAGACAGCAGGAGAGAACGCGCGGGGCAGCCAUGCUGACUUUGGCCAGUAAGCUGAAGAGGGAUGACAGUGGAAAACCAGGUCGCUCUCCAGGGGGCCCCUCUGACUCCUCCCACAGGAUCUCAGUCAGGGAUCGACUGCUCACCAAAGAAGUUGCUGAACUUGAAGCCAACCUCCCCAGCACAUGUAAAGCCAGCUUUCCUGACGAGAACAAGCUCCACCACUUCCAGCUGGCCGUGUCUCCAGAUGAGGGCUACUACCAGAGUGGAAAAUUCCAGUUUGAAAUAGAUGUCCCUGAAGCCUACAAUAUGGUGCCUCCCAAAGUGAAAUGCCUGACCAGAAUAUGGCACCCCAACAUCGCCGAGACAGGAGAGAUCUGUUUGAGUUUGUUGCGGGAGCACUCCAUCGACGGCACAGGCUGGGCCCCCACCAGGACGUUAAAGGAUGUGGUUUGGGGACUCAACUCCUUAUUCACUGAUCUACUGAAUUUCGACGACCCGUUGAACAUCGACGCUGCAGAGCAUCACCUGAGGGACAAGGAGGAUUUUCGUAAUAAAGUUCAAGAAUACAUCAAGCUGUACGCCAGAUGAUGACAGCGUCAGCUGUGCUGGUUGCCUGCCCUCCAGCCCUCCCCCCGGCCUCUCACCAACCAACCACACACGGCCUACCUGCCCUGACUGCAAUACCACGUCGCUGGAGAAGAUGAAUAAAUGUCAAAUAUCCGACAAUGUUUUCGCUUUAAUUGUUCUGAACAGACUAUUAGUCAUGCCUAAUUAUCAUGCCUGUCAAAGCAGGAUUGUUCAAUGAGUGGGUCUCUAUGGGUGUCUUUAGCCAAUCAGAGUGGGCCAGGAUGGCAAAGAGGUCCCGGAAUUGAAACAAAGUGAUUUUUUUAAAGAGAUGUCAAAUGGAAGAGAAAGAUUAUCCGUCACAGUGUUUUCUCAGUUCUAGUGCCUGUAUUGUUUGUGUUGCAAAAGGAAAAAUGCACGCAAGCACGCAUACAAAAAAUGUGCUCACCCUCGCAUUUUGCGGAGCAAACACACAUCUCUCACACACCCCUUCCAUGUUCCUGUUUGUUGAAGGUCUACCACCCACCCCCACCCCCACCCGCCUCACAAGACAGCAUGCGAAUGACAAGUGCCACCCACUACUCCCGACUACCAACUCUACCAUCCGCCUAAUCCACCACACACACACACACACACACACACACAGCUCCUGCUUGUUGAGCACACAAUAACCCCCCCCCCCCCCCCCCUUCCCUUACCACCACUCACACACCUCGACUCCCAGGGGGUCAGGGGUCAAACUGAGGGCUCCCCAACCAGAGUCCUGUGUUCCGAUGCAAGUGUGUUUCCAAAGGCCUGUGUGAUUUGGCUGGUUUUUCUUGCAUGUGUGUCUGUACGCACGUGUGUGUGUGUGUGUAGUCGUCUGUGUCUUUGUGCUCAGUGUACGUGUGAGAGGGAAUAUGUAUCCAUGAGUGUGUGGGUUGAUUUGCUUUGCUUUGUCCGGACUGGCUUUGUGCCUCAAAUUUGAACACGAAUCAAUGUCAUUACUGUUUUUCACAUGAUUGCAUGAGACAAAGUGUAUUUAAUCAGGUGGUGGUUCAUUUUACAGUAGGUAUGUCUGAACUGUUUGAGUGUGGGUGUGUGUUGAAUUGUGCGCGUGUUUAUGCGAGUGUGUGUGUAGAAAAAUAGACUGUUGAGAUGUGACUUGCUGUCCGCAUGCUCUGGUUCCCAGCCCCAUACUCCCUGUUCCCUAGGCCCAGCUAGCCUAGCUCAGAGGGGCUGAGGAGGGGAAACCAACAGUUCAAGUCCUCCUUUCCUUUCUCAGAUUGUAUAUCAGUUUUUUAAGAUAUAAUAAAGAGGAUAUAAUA
Hypomesus transpacificus is the source of this 2081-nucleotide messenger RNA. It is a transcript of the gene ube2f, whose product is annotated as ubiquitin-conjugating enzyme E2F (putative). NCBI's taxonomy places the organism in Eukaryota, Metazoa, Chordata, Actinopteri, Osmeriformes, Osmeridae. The coding region runs from base 241 to 798 and encodes 185 amino acids. The transcript has 10 exons. The record is from RefSeq and is a predicted model, not a curated record.